CUCCGCCUAUGAGACGCCGGCCCUCCGCGCGCGUCCUCGUGGGCACGUACAGCCUCCCUGCGCGCACUCUGGGCGCGGGCGGCGGCCCCAGCGGCCGGGCCGCGGAGCGGGGGUGGAGCCCGGGGGGCUGCAGUCCGGGGUCCUGGGGUUUCCAGCUCGGCAGCGGCCGCGGUAUUCACGGCCCCGGAACCUCUCCAGACGACUGCGCGGCGCCGCCUCUUCCAGCGGCCAGAGUAAUACAAAAAAGAAUGAAAGAAGUAGAUAAUGUUGAAAGUAUAAAAGAAGAAUGGAUUUGUGAAGCCAGUUCUGACAACCAGCCUCUCAGUGAGAACCAGCAGACCAACUGUGACCAUCUUGUUGACAGCCUUUUUGAGGAAGCUCAGAAGCUUGGUGCCAAGUGUUUGUCUACCAGUGAACAAAAGAAACAGGUAGAUGUAAGUAUAAAAUUAUGGAAAAAUGGAUUCACCGUCAAUGAUGAUUUCAGAAGCUAUUCUGAUGGGGCAAGUCAGCAGUUUCUGAACUCCAUCAAGAAAGGGGAAUUGCCUUCAGAAUUGCAGGGAAUUUUUGAUAAAGAGGAAGUAGAUGUUAAAGUAGAAGAUAAGAAAAAUGAAGUGUGUCUGUCAACGAAGCCUGUGUUCCACCCCUUCUCAGGACGGGGCCACAGGCUGGGAAGCGUGACACCAAAAAUUGUUUCUGAAGCAACGAGUAUUGAAGUUGAGACGAAAAGUCCAUUGUCUCCAGUCCCACCGAGCAACCUGGGGCCCCUCACCAGUGUGCAGAUCUGGCUCGCCAAUGGGAAGAGGGUUGUCCAAAAGUUUAACGUCUCUCACAGGGUAAGCCACAUCAAAGACUUCAUCGAGAAAUACCAGGGGUCCCAGAGAAGCCCUCCCUUUUCUCUGGCAACAGCUCUUCCUUCUCUCAAGUUGCUUGAUGAAGCCCUCACGCUGGAGGAAGCACACCUACAGAAUGCUGUGAUUAUCCAGCGACUCCAAAAAACCACUGAACCUUUUCAAGAACCUUCAUGACAUCGAUUCUUUUAUAUGCCAAGUAGCAAGACUGCAGAGAACUGCUGGUCACAGGGGCACAUUGAUGCCAAGAUGAAGGGAAAUUUUUCAGAUUUGCCAGACCUCUGGCUCACAUACUGCCUCACUGUCCCCCAGGAGAAGGGUUUUAAGUAAGUCCCAUCAAGGAAGUUAUAUUGAAUGCACUUUUUUUGCAAAAGGCUACUCAGAAAGACAGACUUAUUUCUAAAUACCAUGUAAUCACCGUACAGUAUGCUAAGUAUCUGUGUCAUUUAGAAUCUUAAGAUGGUGCAAAUUAGCAAAUAUGUCCCAGCUAUCACUCAUUCAGACAUCAUUCCCAGACUUCAGUGGUUUAUCUCAAUGUUAGCUAUCUCAGAUUUCAGAAAUCACAAUACAUUCCGAAAAUGUGUGGCACGUUAAGAGAAUGGACAGAAUUGUUUUCUGGCUGAUGUGCAGUCGUAAGACCGAAAGGAAUAAUCUCACCUCAGCUUUGCCUAAACCUCAAAGUGUUCUUGAUUCACAUUCUUGAGUUAAUAUUCAAGGUGUACUUUAAUAUUAGUCUGUAUCAGGUCUGUAUUUUCACUUAAGGAUCAAAUUAGGUAGGUGAGAAUAGGGUCAUAUCAAUCUACCUACUUUUACAUUUACAAAAAAAGAACAUUACUUUCCUGAAACUGUAGUCCAUUCCCUAUUUUAUUUAUUCUUUUUUUUUUUUUUUUUUUACCACAGCACUGCUCAGCUCUGGCUUAUGGCAGUGUGGGGGAUUGAACUUGGGACUUGAGAGCCUCAGGCAUGAAAGUGUCUUUGCAUAACCAUUAUGCUAUACCCCCACCCACCGUAUUUUAUUUCUUUAAAAAAAAAGUCAGUGUCCAUCUUAGCUAACAUUUGGAGGGCACCAUCCAUCUACUUGCCGGCACUAAGAAUCUUCUGCUUCUGUGGCCACGUUGCUAACUGAAUAUUUUCCGGGUGCAUCACUUAAAGUUAGCUUUUCCGUUUCUGUCCAGCAGGAUCAACCUGUAUCCUCUCUUUAAAGAGAAUGAAUAUUGCAUUCAGGUUAAUCACCAGAGAAGAAUAUGUUGUUUAGAUCUUAGGCUUUUAAGUACAACUGGCCAGAUCCGGUUAUCUCACUGUCAGAUUAAGCCCCUUUGUCUGGAAAAUUAAGUUUAGGAAGCAUUUUUGCAAAUGGUCGAAUUUUGCAAAGUGAAUCAGAUUUAACAUGAACUAGGCACUGAGUGUGUUGGGGGCUAGAUGGCUACCAGCCGGAUAGCAGAAAUGUCCAAGGGCCUUGGAGGGCUGCUAGAAAGAGCAGUUCUCACACUUAAUUUAUGUGGGUUGUAUGUAUUAAUGUAAACACAUGUUAGUAUAAAUAGCAUUUAUAUAUAAAAUGAUUCAGCGUGUAUUAAUGUAAACACAUGUUAGUAUAAAUAGCAUUUAUAUAUAAAAUGAUUCAGCGUGCAUUAAUGUAAACACGUUAGUAUAAAUAGCAUUUAUAUAUAAAAUGAUUCAGCGUGCAUUAAUGUAAACACGUUAGUAUAAAUAGCAUUUAUAUAUAAAAUGAUUCAGCAUGUAUUAAUGUAAACACAUGUUAGUAUAAAUAGCAUUUAUAUAUAAAAUGAUUCAGUGAUAACAGGCCUUGUUAGGAAAAGAGGGAGGUAUUACAUUUGAUUUCUGUCAGACUUAAGAGGGGACAAGUGGAAUAUCCUAUUUGCUUGUACGUUCAGUCUGUUACUCCACCACCAUCACGCGGAGUACCGUGUUGCUGUACAUUCAUGAGAGAGAACGAACAAACACCAGAUAAUGUCUUAGUGUGGCGAUGGAAAUUGUCUUCACCUUGUGGAAUCCCUGAAAGAACCAGACCUAUGGAGCAGUAGUUCACAAUGAUUUCCAAAUCUCAGUGUAAAAACACUUGGGAAGCUUUCAAAACUGCCUGCUUAGGAUACAGCUAAUGGUUUAGUGCCAACUUCACAUGUGUGAGAUCCUGGCUUCAGUACCUGGCAUGACCAAAAGAAAAAGGGGGGGGGGGAUAUGCUUGUUUCUGCUGCUACCUAACACUCAGGUUCUGAUCCACUGUCUCUGGGAUGGGCACCAGACUCGAGUGAUUUUUAGUUGAACGAGUCAUGAGGAAAUUCUGCACUGAACCUUAACGAUGGCAGACCUGUUUCACCACAGCUGGUAAAAAAAAAAAAGUCUACUGAAAGGAGACUUGUACCUUGCCAGUUUAUAACUCAUCCCCCCCAACCCCCUUCUUUUGGUUUGUUGUAUUAUCAGAGUGGCUUGUGGUGCUGGGAAUUGAACGUGGGACCUCUGGCAGAUUUUUGUUGUGUUUUUCUUUUUUUAUGAAAGACUUUUUGAAUAAUCAUGCUGCCUCCCACUUAGACUGUUCCCCUUUAACUCUGAACUAAUCAUGACAUCCACUUGUGCUUUAUUUUGAAUAAGCAAAGCUGAGAAAAGAUAGAACACUUGAAUAUGCUUUUGACUGAAGACUCAGGAAUAAUAAAAAGGGAAAUAUGUACAUAACUGCGUGAACUAUCCUAGAACAUUUCUUCUGCUUGAGAUGCAUUUUAAGAAUAUCUCUCUUCUUAGCUCCCAGCUUCGUACACGAUACUGUCCUUUCACUAGGGAAAGAAAAGGGAGGACAAGAGAGAGCCUAAAAAAAGAGAGAGAGAGCCUUUUCUGUAUACCAUUUACCCUCAGUCUUAACAAAUAAAUGUUUUUGUGAGCGCCAUGUACAGUCAGUUGUGUUGGCGCUCUCUCUAGUGAAACAAAAAUAAAGAUGUUCUUUACAGUAUGAGAUGAUAAAAAUCAACAGAUUUUUCUUCUAGAUAGAAAUACCAUAAAAUGAUGUAUUUUCAAGAACCAGUAAGGAAAUGUCUUUUUUUUUUUUUUCAAUUUAUUUAUUCCCUUUUGUUGCCCUUGUUUAUUGUUGUAGUUGUUACUGAUGUCAUCAUUGUUGGAUAGGACAGAGAGAAAUGGAGAAAGGAGGGGAAGACAGGGGGAAGGAAAGAGAGACACCGGCAGACUUGCUUACCUCCUGUGAAACGACUUCCCUUAGGUGGGGAUCCUGGGGCUUGAACCGGGAUCCUUACGCCGGUCCUUGCACUUUGCGCCGUGUGUGCUUAACCCGCUGCACUACCAUCCGACUCCCUGUAAGGAAAUGUUUUAUGUAGGCUUCUCAUGAAACAGUUUCUAAUGCUCUUUUCUACAUGCACAGUCAACAUGUGAUUCUCCGUUUAUUUCUACAAAGGUGCGUGUCAGUGGAGAUGUCUUCCUUCUACCUAUAGAAUAGCCCCUUGUUUGGUUUUUCCACUUUAUAAAUGAGCCAACCAGAGGGCACUUGAGAGGUUCUCAUGUCUACAGAAGAUUCCUCUCCAUGAGAAGUUCCUAUGGAGAAAGGAAGUCUGGUCCUUGGUCAUUUGUUUAAAAAAAAAUUUUUUUUUUUUUGCACACGAUUCAUACUGUAGAAAAUUCUGUGCAAAUGUGUUUUUUUUUUUUUUUUAAAUUAACGGUGAAAUUGUUUAUUCUACCAUUCAGACAUAACCACUGGUAAGUUGCCAUCAGCAGUAAGCCUUUUUUGUGACUGAACACCUCUGUGAAUUUGAACAGUUUUUUGUAGAGGUUUUCUUUUUUUUUUCCCCUUUUGUUCCCCUUUUUUAAAUUGUUGUCAGAUAGGACAGAGAGAAAUAGAGAGAAGAGGGCAAGACAGAGAGGGGGAGAGAAAGACAGACACCUGCAGACCUGCUUCACUGCCUGUGAAGCGACUCCCCUGCAGGUGGGGAGCUGGGGGCUUGAACCGGGAUCCUUAUGCCGGUCCUUGGACUUAAUGCGCUGCGCUACCACUCAACUCCCUUCGUAAAGGUUUUCUGAAAAGAAUCGCUGGGUAAAGCUCUUGCUUGAACGCUGUACACUGCCAUGUAAUCAGGAUAUAUACAGGGCACUCAGAACAUGUCAACUUUAGCAGCAAGCUGCAUUUGGUGAGGAAGGCGACCCUGAAGAAAGAAAGCCUCGGAAGGGAGCGACAGUUUGACUUCAGCUCUUUCGACACCAGCUUCUUGUCGAUCAUCAGGAGGAGUGAUAAAUACAUAUAGAAACACUUUUACAAUUUUACAGAUUUUUAAUAUAUGAGUUCAAAUCCUAUGCAUUAUCCAGGUUAUAAAAGUGGUCUUAUUCAUGCAUUUCUCUCAUUCAGGAGCGGCCUCAUUGUGUUUGAGUAUGUUGAAAAUGUCUCUAUUUCAGUGCCUUAGAAAGUAUUUUGAAAGCAGCCUUUUGCUAAUGGUUAAAGAACUAUUCUUAAGGAUGAAAUACUGUUUAUGUAAAGGGUCUGUGAAAUAACUUGUAAAAUUGUAUCACGUUUGAAUGUGUAUGCCAUUUUCAUUUGACAGUUACUCAGUUUGAGAAAGUCAGCAAACAUUUAUUCGGUGCCUUUUAGCCAAUUUUACUUUUAUUUAAUCCUCAGGAAUGUGAACAUGUGUUGUUUGAAUAGCUCGAUGGUUGUGUUUAUUUUUAAACCUUCCUUUGUGUCGAACUAGUGUAAACAUUCCUGGGCAGGAUUGUUCUUGUUGUUGUUCUCUUUCUAAAUACAAAUCACUUAAAUAAAAAAAAUUGCUCAUCAAACAAAAUCUUCAAAUAGAAGUGAUUAUUCAGGAAACUAAAAGUUUGACCCAAGGUCAUUUAUUUUUUUUUAAAGAUUUUUUAAAACUUUUUUUUUAUCAUUUUAUUUAUUUAUUUAUUGGAUAGAAACAGCUAGAAAUUGAGAGGAAAUGGGGUGAUAGAGAAAGAGACAGACACCUGUAGCCCUGCCUCACCACUUGUGAAGCUUUCCCCCUGUAGGUGGGGACUAGGAGCUCGAACCUGGGUCCUUGCGCAUUGUAACAUGUGCACUCAACCAGGUGCACCACCACCUGGCCCUUGCCCUUUGUUUUAAAUGUACAAAAGUUCCACACAGGUAAUUUGUAGUCAUUGUCGAAAAUUAUAAUGUGCAAGUGGGUUAAAAUGAUCAUUAAAUUGUUAAUUCACCAUUUAAAGAUAA
This is a messenger RNA of Erinaceus europaeus (western European hedgehog), 6045 nucleotides long. RefSeq names its product UBX domain protein 2A (gene UBXN2A). The record is from RefSeq and is a predicted model, not a curated record. Gene Ontology annotation, cellular component: nucleus; cytosol. Gene Ontology annotation, molecular function: ubiquitin binding. The coding region runs from base 9 to 1025 and encodes 338 amino acids. Gene Ontology annotation, biological process: membrane fusion; Golgi organization; proteasome-mediated ubiquitin-dependent protein catabolic process. NCBI's taxonomy places the organism in Eukaryota, Metazoa, Chordata, Mammalia, Eulipotyphla, Erinaceidae. The transcript is spliced from 7 exons.